This is a messenger RNA of Vigna radiata var. radiata (mung bean), 1245 nucleotides long. Its product is annotated as cyclin-dependent protein kinase inhibitor SMR3. Lineage: Eukaryota; Viridiplantae; Streptophyta; Magnoliopsida; Fabales; Fabaceae. The coding region runs from base 215 to 676 and encodes 153 amino acids. The record is from RefSeq and is a predicted model, not a curated record. Gene Ontology annotation, biological process: regulation of DNA endoreduplication. The transcript has a single exon.
CUGAGAUGGUAAGAGAAACACAUCCCCAAAAGUGCAUCCAAAGAAGCUAAAGAGAAAUCAUUAAAUGAAAAGGAAGAGAUUGUGAUUUCAUGAUUAUAUUCCCACCAUUGGAUCUCUCUAUAAACAUCUCCUUAACCCCUUAUUUCUUAUCUCUUCUUUCUUCUGCUCUUCUUCAUUGUUUUCUUCACUUCAUGCACUUCAAAAGGGAGCAUCAAUGUCAAAUCCAGAGUUCCUCACCAAGGAUGACAAAGAGAGCGAUUUCCAGAUUCUGAAGAGACCCAUGUUGGAGUUCCAAACUGAGAACAUUGAAACCCUUUCAAGCAGUUAUUCCAACUCUAGGUAUUCACAAAGCAUCAAAGGUAGAGAUGAAGAGAGAGAAGAAAAUCGACAGAUCUGUAGAGUAACUCCAUCAUCAGAAGAAAAGGAAAAACUCAAAGAGGAGGAAGAUGAAGAAAAUGAUGGUUUCAAAACUCCAACUUCUUUGGACCACAAGAUUCUGGUGCCCUCUCAGUGCCCACCUGCACCAAGAAAAACCAAACCGUCUCUGAAAAGAAAAGCAUCUUGUUUCAACCACUGCAACUGCAGACACCCACUUGAUCUGUCAAAAGAGGUGUUCGAAUUAUUGUUCCCAGCCCAACAAAGCACCAAGAAAGUUCGAAGACAGGAUCACGAAUGAUGCAAUAAUUUUGGUGCAAAACCCACAUGCACCAUACAGUUUUUAGGAACGAUCAGUCUCUUAAAUUGAUUUAUGUAUCUCAAAAGAUUAGUUUCUAACUCCCAGUCAAGGAUACCCGGAUUCAACCACGAAAAUGGAACACAGUUUCCAUGUGCAUAGCUCAUAGCAGGUGCAAAAUUUUGGUCAGCAUCGUCGAUUUUCAUUCUGGUACGGUCAAUUGAUUUGUCUUGGACCUUUUGUCUGUUCCUGUUGAGAUCUCAUAAUUAGUAUAUAGAUAUAUAUAUAUUCUAAGAGCAAUUUGUUAAGGUGUAAGCCGAAAAGAUAAAGGGAUUUGAAAAGAUUAAUGUGAAGUUUGUGUGAAUGGCAGUUGUAGAAUUUCUAACUUUACCACUGUUCCGACCAGUUUACUUUUGUUCCAGUUAAGUUGUUGGUGCUGCAUGUUUAUGCACCGGCCAUGUUGUAAAGGAAGAGAAUCGAUUCUGAUAAGGUUUAUUUUGAACACAAAAAACAAAAUCAAGAUUCAUCUUAAUUAGUUAAAGUGUUGAGUUUGGUUAUCGUUUUCUUUCUGA